Molecule: messenger RNA, 591 nt
Organism: Angiostrongylus costaricensis
Lineage: Eukaryota; Metazoa; Nematoda; Chromadorea; Rhabditida; Metastrongylidae
Source: the annotation of a GenBank genome assembly
AUGAAUACCAAAUUUGUGGUUUCAUCAACGUUUUUGAUUAUGGUUGUGCUCAUUUUUUAUCGUCAAUCAGUAGCGACUGUUGGCAACUGGGUUGAGGCCAAUACAGAUUUAGAAGAAAGCGCGUCAAAUUACGAAAGUUUUACAAAACUAUCUCAAGUAACAGUAAAUUACUCUCUAAAGAAGGUAGCACCGAGCGGUCUCUCAUCCAGUGACUACCCAGUGAACAUUCGACUCGUCACGCCACCAAAUCCGUCAGCCAAAGGAGCGAAGAAGGCCGCUAAGAGCCAAAAGGCCAGUCGUGCUGGAGACAAGAAGAAGAAGCAUCGUCGGAAGGAGAGUUAUUCCGUUUACAUUUACCGUGUACUCAAGCAGGUUCAUCCCGACACCGGAGGCGAUUUCGUCGAAGGCGAUGUCCAUCAUGAACUCAUUUGUGAACGACGUGCUUCGCGUCUUGCACACUACAACAAGCGAUCGACCAUCUCCUCCCGCGAAAUCCAGACCGCUGUCCGACUGAUCCGCCUAGGAGAGCUUGCCCAGCAUGCUGUCUCCGAGGGCACAAAGGCCGUCAACAAGUUCACCUCGAGUAAGUAA